AUGUGCAAAAAAACUGCCCCUCGGUACCCUACAGUUACUGUGCCCCCUGGGACCCUCCCAUUUGCAUUACCAAGUGUGAUGCCACCAAGGGCUCACCUAGGAGUGUCGGCGCUGCCAGGCGCCCCCAGGGGUCCUCCCAACGGUGGUGGCGUACCCAUGGGCUCUCCCAGGGACGGUUGCGCCCACAGGGACCCUCCCAGAGGCCCUCCUAGGGGCAGUGGUGUUCCAAGGGGAAUUUUCAUGGUACCCUACAGUUACAAUGCCCCUUGGGACCCUCCCAUUUGCAUUACCAAGUACGACGCUACCAGGGGCUCACCCAGGAGUGUCGACGCUGCCAGGCGCCCAUAG
This is a messenger RNA of Homarus americanus (American lobster), 348 nucleotides long. Its product is annotated as proline-rich proteoglycan 2-like. The coding region runs from base 1 to 348 and encodes 115 amino acids. The transcript is spliced from 2 exons. The record is from RefSeq and is a predicted model, not a curated record. NCBI's taxonomy places the organism in Eukaryota, Metazoa, Arthropoda, Malacostraca, Decapoda, Nephropidae.